UGUUUCCGGAAGAGAAUAGCGUAACAGUCCAGCUUAAGUCAGUUCUGGGACGUUUCAUUUCUGUUGUAAAAAAGUUAUCUUCCAGCUCAGUUCAGUUCUCAUAUACUGCCGUCACUGCAGGAGAUCAAUACAUCAGGGUUUUUGCGGUGUCUUAAAAAGUCUAAAAUUUCAAUAUCACAAUUUAAAGCCAUAAAAAGGAUUUUAUGUCCGUUUUGUGCGUUAUUACACAAAAAGCUUCAAGAUUCUGAAGAUAAAAAGGUUUCCCAUCAAAUGCAUAAAAAGCAACCCUAAAAUUGUAUUUUUAAUGUGUUUGUUUUGAUCAACUCCUUCCUCAUGAGCAGUUUUCACAGAAGUUAUGGUUUCAUCCCUGAUAAAAACUAACACAUCGGCUCCAUUCCACAUUCGUCGAGGCGUCCGCCAUCUUGGAACGGUCAACACGAGCUCGUCACAGCAUCUGUAAACAGGAAAUGCCAAAGCCUUCCAGAGCGUCUGUGUAUGUUUGUGUGUGGGUGACAGAGCGUCUCAGUGAUGAUGCCUGUCUGCAUCUGCUCUAUAAAUGCUCCUGAACACCUGACUGAACACCUGAACACCUGAACACCUGAACACCUGAACAUCUGAACACCUGGACACUUGAACACCUGGACAUCUGAACACCUGGACACUUGAACACCUGGACAUCUGAACACCUGGACACUUGAACACCUGGACACCUGCAGGACUCAGAGAUCAGAGACUCCAUCAUGUUCUUCUACAGAUCCAGGGUUCUCCUGCUUUUGUGUGUGUGGGGAACCUGUCCUCUGACUACAAACCAGUUCCCAGUUCCCGGAGGCUUUAAUCUCCUGCUGUAUCCGGUGUCGGUGCCGGGGGCGUUCGGACCUCAAACACUUCUGAUCCCGGUGACCACAACGGAGCAAAACACACAGCACACACACACUCCACAGGCCAACAGAAGCAAGAUCACUUCUCAAAGUUUGUCCAGGCCUUCAAAUGCAAACAGUGCGCUUCUCCAACCAGAGCCAGAGCGAGGCCCUGCCCCCAACACUGGCCCUGACUCCGCCCCCGGCCCCGCCCCUGAUCUGCACACACUCCCCUCUGAGUCUCCAGCUCUGCAGGGACAGAUGCAGAACCUCCUCCCCUCGAUCGUCCCGCUGCAGGUGUAUUCGUUUGUCCAGCAGGCUGUGCUUUCUGACUCGGGCAGCUCAGAGGAAGGAGACACUGCUCAGGUGCUGGUUCUGCUUCCUGUGCGUGUGGAUUCUCCCAGUAUGGGUGUGAUGGAGGCCAGCGCUCCGGUUCCCGACCCAGGACACCUGCAGGUCCCGCUCUCCACAUCCACCGCUCCUGCUCACACACACACAGCAGCACACACACUCUCUCUGGGGAACAAGAAGAGACUCUGAGGACCAUCAGGAUUUUAAUUAGACAUUAAAGAUGUCUUUACUGUAGCUUUUGAUCAGUUUAAUGCAUCCUUGCUGAAUACAAGUAUUGAUUUUUAUUUAUCAACUUUUGAUUAAUGUUACAAAAGAUACUUUCUUUUAUUAUCAACGAAUCCUGAAAAAAAUUGUACAAAUGUUUUCAUCACUGCUAAUAAUCAUAAGUGAGCAUCAGAUCCUCAUAUUAGAGUGAUUUCUAGAGGAUCAUGUGACUCUGAAGACUGGAGUAAUGAUGAUAAAUU
This is a messenger RNA of Pimephales promelas (fathead minnow), 1672 nucleotides long. RefSeq lists its product as uncharacterized. The record is from RefSeq and is a predicted model, not a curated record. NCBI's taxonomy places the organism in Eukaryota, Metazoa, Chordata, Actinopteri, Cypriniformes, Leuciscidae.